Messenger RNA from Cucumis melo (muskmelon), 3169 nucleotides. Its product is annotated as type IV inositol polyphosphate 5-phosphatase 3. Gene Ontology annotation, biological process: phosphatidylinositol dephosphorylation. The record is from RefSeq and is a predicted model, not a curated record. The transcript has 10 exons. Lineage: Eukaryota; Viridiplantae; Streptophyta; Magnoliopsida; Cucurbitales; Cucurbitaceae. Gene Ontology annotation, molecular function: phosphatidylinositol-3,4,5-trisphosphate 5-phosphatase activity; phosphatidylinositol-4,5-bisphosphate 5-phosphatase activity; inositol-polyphosphate 5-phosphatase activity. Bases 766 to 2703 code for a protein of 645 amino acids.
AGUUUUUUAAACCAAAUAAUUGAUCCAUUAAUGGUGGAUUUAUACAACCUCGAUUUGAACAAUUAUUUAAUCGAAAACAGACUUGGAGAUAGUGAAUACUGAUUUCAAAUAUUUUAAAAUGGAUGUUGUAGGUGGAUAUAAAUGUAUUGAUAAGUAAAAAUAAAAAUACCAAGACCAAGACAAUAUAUUUAUUUAAUGUAGUAGAAAAAAAAAGAAGAGUAUUAUUGUGGUUAGGGAGGUCAUUGGGUUGAGGUGAGGAAGCAGUAUGUGCAACGUGGCGAAAUCCUCCAGGUGAUGAUAGUGGAAUGAUGUUCUAGGAUGUUCUAAGUUCUACGUAUCCCGCGUGGAAAAGCGAGAGGUGUCGACCCUGUGUGCUUUACUUUGCAAACCCCAAAAUCCAUAUUCAAAAUCUCUAAAACACCCAUAAAAUCCUUUUACCCUUUGACCCAACCUCAAUUAUUCUUAAUCUCCUCUUUAUUUACUUACUUUGUCACAAAAUUAUAAUGUUUGAGAAUAAUUGUGGAUUUUAAUUUGAUUAAUUAUUGGUAAUUACAGUUGUUUUUGUUUUAUAAUAAUUAAUAAAAAGGAUAUGAAAACAUUACAUCCACUCUCCCAACGCAUAACUGCCCAAUCAGCAUUGUUUAGACCCAUUCUUCUUCUUCUUCUUCUUCUUCUUCGAAUCGUCAACUACUCAAGCUUUUGCUUCGUUAUUCUUCCUUGUUUCUCUCUAUUUCUCUGUUCUUAGUUCUAUAGCUACCUUAUCAGAUGAGGCACAAUUCCAAGAAUCAACCUCAGAGAACAUGGGCUGAAAUAUGUUGUUUCGGUUGCUCCUGCCUACAGCUUUUCUGGCCCAGAGUGGUCUUGCGUAAAUGGCUUAAUAUCAGCGCUAAGGAGUCGGAUUACAGUGCCGAUACCGAAGAUGAUGAAGAUUUGAAUUCUUCCGAUUCUGAUACUGAAGACUGUCGUGUUAGGGGAAGAGAAUCACGCUUUAAGGUAGACAACAGGGACGAACCACUGGUUGAUGCUAAUGAUGUGCUGCCAAGGUUGAGAAGAAGAAAUUCAGAAACAUUUAGGACGCAAUAUAUCAAUACAAAAGAACUCAGAAUAUGUGUUGGGACUUGGAAUGUUGGAGGAAAACUACCUCCUGAAGAUCUAGAUAUUGAUGGCUGGAUAGAUACCAACGAGCCGGCUGAUAUCUAUGUCCUUGGUCUCCAGGAGAUUGUCCCAUUGAAUGCUGGAAAUAUAUUUGGUGCUGAAGACAGUCGCCCAGUUGCAAGGUGGGAAGAUAUUAUCCGCGAAACAUUGAAUAGGGUUAGACCUGCUACAACCAAGAUUAAGUGCUUUAGUGAUCCACCAUCCCCAUCAAAGUUUAAGCCAUCUGACGACAUCCCAGAUUUAGAGGAGGAGAUUCUGCAGGAAAGUGAUAGUGACAUUGGUGAGGAAGUGCAUCCAUGUGAUGAAGAAUUCUUUGGCAAGGAAAAUGUCGAUGGACUAGUAGGUGAUACAAAUCUAAGCAUGAAGUUCCCAGUUUCAGAACUUUCUGCGAAUACCAAAUCAGGGAUACCUGUGGAACAGGAUUUAAUGAGGCAAUAUUCUUCUCCAAAAAGAUUGGAUCGGUUAAAUUGCUUACGGACUGAAGACAGCACAGAGAAUGACGAGGCUGUCUUGCUACAGAACAAAAGAUUAACUAAAAUGCUUAGUGGGUCAGAAAGGAUUGGUCUGUGUUGGCCCGAGCCUCCAUUACACUUACUACCGCACAAUGUUUUAGAGAGACCCAACUCAUUUAAAUCAAUAAGAUCGUUUAAAACAUCCAAGUCCUUUGUGGCAUUUAAUUCUUUCAAGUCAACCAUGAAUGACAUGCCAUCAGGGGUUGCUUUACUUGGAGAAAUUGAUCUUGAGUCUCUGCUAAAACGAAAGAGAAGAUCCUCCUAUGUUAGAAUAGUAAGUAAACAAAUGGUUGGCAUUUUCCUCACAGUAUGGGUUCGUAGGAGCUUGCGAAGGCACAUUCAGAAUGUAAAUGUAUCUACUGUUGGUGUUGGUGUAAUGGGCUACAUUGGCAACAAGGGAUCCAUAUCUGUCAGCAUGUCCAUAUAUCAGACCCUCUUUUGCUUUAUAUGCACUCACCUGACUUCAGGUGAAAAGGAGGGAGAUGAACUUAAAAGAAAUGCUGACGUGAGUGAAAUACAUCGAAGAACUCAAUUCCAUCCACUUAAUGGUGUUGGGUUUCCUAAAAUAAUCCACGACCACGAGCGGAUAAUCUGGUUGGGUGAUUUAAAUUACCGGAUCAACUUGUCUUAUGAGAAGACAAGAGAGCUUAUCUCGAGAAAAGAGUGGUCCAAAUUGGCUGAGAGUGAUCAGUUAUUACGAGAGCUUAGAAAGGGUCGUGCAUUUGAUGGAUGGACUGAGGGAAACCUAAGUUUUGCACCGACCUACAAAUAUGAAAACAAUUCAGAGAAGUAUUACGGCGAAGAUCCAAAAAUUGGAAGGCGUACUCCAGCAUGGUGUGACCGUAUACUCUCAUAUGGAAAAGGAUUGAAGUUGUGCAGUUAUAGGAGGACUGAAAUUAAAUUUUCUGAUCAUAGACCAGUGACAGCCACCUACGUGGCCGAGGUUGAGGUUUUCUGUCCUCGUAAGCUACAACGUGCUCUAACAUUUACAGACGCAGAGAUCGAAAAUGAGGAAAUAGCAAUGGAUGUAUACUGAACUUUUAUCAGUUGCUUAAAUACAGCUUGGGUUAGAAUUUAUCUAAUCUUUCAUAUGCCUUGAAUCGAUGCUUGAUAUUGCGUAUGGAGGAUUCUUUCAAUCAACAAAGAUGAUUUGGAGUAGCUUUCUGGUGCAACAAGCAUUUCAAGGUAAAUCCAAAGAGCUCAAUCUUUUAUGAAACCAAAGUUUGGGCUAUUUGGCUAACAAGUUUGUGCUUGGAGAUCAUGUAGCUCAUGAACUUUGUUGAUUAACUUGUAUUUUACUCCAUUCUUUGGAUCACAUUCUUUCUGUAGUUAGAGAUGUGUAUUGAUGUGGUUGUGUACAUGAGUUAUCUCUCUAGGGUUUCAUUUACAAAAGAUAUAGGAAUGUACUCUUAUUUUGUUUCUACUUGCAUAGGUUUUUCCACGUAUAUGAGAGCUUAGCAUUGUAUAGCAAUAAAGUUUGAUUAAGAUAAUUUGGAGAUUUA